GUGAUAUAAUAAACAGGCUGGGGAUGUAAGGAUUCUUGUGAACGUCAUCGAAAAAGGACUUCAUUUGUAAGAUACACUGCAAAAAGAAGGCGGUUUUAUAUAACUGUAUUUAUUCCAUUUAUAAAGAAAUGGAAAUUUCUGGCGAAACUGUCAAAUUUGGAAGAAGAUCAGGAUCAUCAAGACAAUCUCCUGUUCAGGAGGAUAGGCUCGAGAAUGAAGGUCAGCGCAGCCGAGACAAUGUGGCAGUGUUAUCAAAAGGUGACUGGGAUCGUAUCCAGACACAGUUGUCCCGGACAUCACAAGAAGCUGAGAGAAUAAGGAAACUAAAGUUGGAGAAGGAAGAACUACAUCAAAGGUCAAAGGACAUGGUGAAGAAUUGGAGCAAUACAAUUGCUGGUCAAAGACUAAAAAAACUUGAGGCAAGAAAAAUCCGGGAAGAAAAGGAAGAAAAAGAAAGAGUCCAGAUUGAUAUUGAAGAAGCUAAGUUUCAAGCUGAAAAACGAAAGGAAGCAAUUGAGAAAGCGAAAACUCUGCAAUACUACCAAACAGACAGGGUUAAAGGAUUUCAUGGUGCAUUGUUGUUAACAGAAGUCUUAAAGGAAAGAGAAGCACAAAUUGAACUUCAGAAAGCAAAGGAAGAACAUUUAAAAAAUAAAGAUAAGCAUCUUCUAGAAAAAUAUCAGAGAGAUUUGGAGGCAGGUAUCCUGGAAGACCAUAACAAGGCAUUAAAAGCUCUCACUGCACAAAGAGAAGUCUCAGAAUUCCAGAAACGACAGAUCCAAGAACACAUCAAAGUAGAAACAGAUGCAAAGAUGAAAGACAUUAAAGAAGGACAGGAAUUGAAACACCAGCUGGAGGUUUAUAAUGCAGAAAAGGCAAGAAUAGAGGACAUACGACGUGCUGAAAAAUUAGAUCUCAUGAGGGCACAUAAACAAACAGUGAGCGACAGAGACCUAAUUCGAGCUGCUGAACGACAGAAAGAAGAGGAAGAAGAAGAUGAGAUACGCAUCUUUGCCAAAGCCAAAAAGAAGAUGACACAACUGAGGAAAGAAAGAGAACAAGAGUUAUGGCAGAAAAAACAAGACCAUCUGUAUUCUAUGGUUGAAAAGUUGGACAGUCAACUCAAGCAGGCUAAAGACGAUGAAGAUGACCGCAUUGCACGUGCAGUUGCUGAGAAAGAGGCUAAAAUUCAGAAGGAAACUCAAGAGAAAGAGAAAGCAUUUGCAGAAACACUGACGGAAACUGCGAAACAUCGCGCAGAGCAAAUGAAACGAAUGCAAGAUGAGAAGCGUGCCGAGCGUAAAAAGGAGUUUGAAGCUCUGAGGCUAAAAGAAGAGGCUGACGCUCUGUUCUUCGCCAAACAGAUUGAGAAAGAAAAUAAACGAAAAGAAGCAAUGAAAGCGCUGCAAAAGGUGCAUGUACAGCAGGUAGAAGAGUGCCAAGCUAUUGAGAAGGCAAACCGCAAGGAACAGCUUGCCAUGGAUCAAAAGAAUCUUGAUCUCUUAGCUGUUGAAGAGCAACAAUUCCAGGAAUAUGCUACUAAAGUUAUUGAUCACUGCAAGAAGGGUGGCCGCAAUGUGUACCCUCUGGUUAAAGCAGCUCGUGAGGGCCAUGGUGGAGGCCAAGGACCUGUGUUUGAAGGAAAAGGUGGAAUCCGGCCUAGCUACCUGGUUCAGGACAAAAGUGCAGUUGAGCUGCCUCAUUAUCAGAAAGGAAGUACAGAAGAGAUCAAAUCGCUUCAUGUAGGCCAGUCUGCCAACACACGCAACAGGCUAGGAUUUGUAUGGUGAUUAAAUGGAAAAUCAUAUUUCUUCAAAAUACUGUUGGGUUUAUUCUGAAGUUCCGUGUAAUUUAAAUUCCAGGUUUAAGAUUCUUCCAAAGAGAAAAAUUGACACUAAAACAAAGACUUUAUCGUGUAUUAUAAUGAUUUAUUUUAUCAUUUAAAUAUAAUUAAUAAUUUCAUUAAAAAUUAUCAACAUUGUACAUAGUUGAAUUGUAUGAUAUUCAUGAAAAAUAAAUAUAUAAUUAUAGCAUCUAGUUUUUUUUAUAUCAUUUUAGCAACAUUUAAAACUGAAGUUUGCAUUUCAAAUUCAGAACUAUUUUCCAAAUUCAAUUGGUGGUAAUGGUACACAGGAACAGGAUGCGGUGACAGGAAAGAAAUUAUAACCAAUUAUAAACUACAACAGCAUCUCCAUUGAACACGACUACUGGUAUGUGACAGAGGGUACAAAAAUGAAUAGGUUCAGUUUUUUUUACUGUGGUCACAUUACACUACAGCGCCCAGUGCAUGUUUAUUAUUUUUAUGACCCAAAGACUGCCCAACGAUCAAUCGCAUCAUACAAUGCUUUAUAGGGACUGCGGUUUAGUAGUCACUGGAAAGACUCAAGUUGGAGCCCUAAAAUUGGAAAAGCAUUUAAAUCCCCUAGUUAUUCUAAUCUAUUUCUUGAGGUUUAAACUGUUUUCUUGAACUUGAACAUUAAUUCGUACAUAUAAAGCGUAUCAUCCAUGAUGUAGCUGAAAAAAGAAUGAGAGGUCAUUGAUUAAAGGUCAAGGUCACUCACCUUUUUAGUUUGCAUAUUACACUCUUCAAUCUAAAAGAUUUCUUUAUUGUCCACUACAUUAAUAAUGAUUGUGGUAGAAAAAUUUAUUUUAUUUUUUUGCUAUAUAAACUACUAAAAACAUACUCAUUAUAAAAUAUAUUUCAAGGAAAUUAUAUUAUAGAUUUAAUCUCAGCCCUGAGGGAUAAUUAUACAUGUUUAAUUAAUACAGAGAACAACUAAGAAUGUGGAUAUGUUGUAUAAAAUAAUUGAAUAUUUUAUAGAGGCUGUAUCUAUGGUGCUUCCUAUAAAAAAUAGUUUUAGCAAUA
This is a messenger RNA of Anneissia japonica, 2866 nucleotides long. Its product is annotated as coiled-coil domain-containing protein 173-like. The record is from RefSeq and is a predicted model, not a curated record. The coding region runs from base 129 to 1790 and encodes 553 amino acids. NCBI's taxonomy places the organism in Eukaryota, Metazoa, Echinodermata, Crinoidea, Comatulida, Comatulidae. The transcript is spliced from 6 exons.